AUGUCACAGAAGGUCCAGGAGGGCCAAAUCAAAGUUGUCGUUCGUGUUCGACCUUUGAUUCCUCGCGAAAAGGCAGAAAAUGCUGUUGUGUACUGGACAUGUGGAUCACAAACUAUUCGGCAGCAGCAUCCACUCACAGGCCAUGUGUCACAACCCUUCUUCUUCGACCAUGUGUUCGGCAUGGAGGCCACUACGGCAGAUAUCUAUGAAAGCGUUGGUGCUCCAAUUAUCGCUGACUUCAUGAAGGGCUUCAACGGGACCAUUUUUGCCUAUGGGCAAACAUCAAGCGGUAAGACGUAUACGAUGAAUGGUUGCCCUGAUGCCCCUGGAUUCCUUAGAAUGGUUGUGAACCAAAUAUUUGACACCAUCGAAGAAUCACCGCUGAGCGAAUUCGUCCUACGGUAUAUUUUUGUUGAUAAUGUACCUCAUCUGAUACUUAAUCGGGAUUCUUUUUCCUACAGGGUUUCAUACAUGGAAAUAUACCGAGAGAACGUGUAUGAUCUUCUGAAGAAUGCUCAAGUCCCUCUCAAGGUAGCCGAGAACGAAAGCAAUGAAGUUAUUGUGAAAAAUCUCGAAGAACUUAAUUGCCGACAUCCAGAUGAAAUUUUUAGCCUCCUGCGUCGUGGCGAGCAGAAUCGCACGUAUGGAGAAACCGAGAUGAACGAAAGAAGCUCAAGAUCUCACACAAUCUUCCGGAUCAUCGUGGAAAGUAACAAGGCUUCUGUGGAUGAAGACGAGGUUGUGAAUGUUUCACAAUUGAAUUUAGUGGAUCUUGCUGGAAGUGAGAAAGCGUCACAGACUGGUGCGCAAGGAGAUAGGUUUAAAGAAGGCUGCAAUAUUAAUCGUUCCUUGUCAACUUUGGCGCUCGUAAUCAAGCAGCUUUCUGAAAGUAGCCCAUUUGUCAACUACCGUGACUGCAAGUUGACACGAAUACUUCAAAAUUCCCUCGGUGGGAAUUCCUUGACUGCCAUAAUCUGUGCCGUCACUCCUGCUGCAGUUACGGAAACAUUUUCGACUUUACAGUUCGCGAGUUUGGCUAAGAAGAUCAGAAACAAGGCGCUAGUCAAUGAAGUGGUGACGGAUGAGGCACAGUUGAAGCGACAAAAAAAAGAAAUCGCUUUCUUGCAAAAGCGUAUUGCAGAAAUGCAGCAGCAGUCGCAAGCUAAAGAAGUGGAGAAAGCUCGAGAGGAAAAUGACGCGUUGAAGGAGAAGCUGAAGAAACUUCAAGAACUUGUGAUUUGUUCUGCUCAUUCUCCUCUUAGAGAAAGACCUCCAGUAAUGUCAUAUUUUUCCAAGUUUUUUGAAAUUUUUCUGAGUUCAUAUCUUCAUUUAUCAGGUGACGAAGAGGACAGCAAGACGCCAUACAAUGGCGAUCCCAUGUUUGGAUCGGGUGGUGAUAACCUGAAUUCGGCGUCUCCACUUCUGCCGAAACGAGUGGAGAAUCUUAGAAACUUUACGCCCGUCAAGAACGGUCCUGGUGGCGACUCGACGCCAAAUUUUCACACGCCUCGUCAGGAACUGCGUGAAACAAACCUUCGUCUUCGUACCGAAAACCUCAAGCUAUCUUUGAAUCAAGAAUAUCUGUCAGAGAGACUUCGUGAACUUGAAAUCGAGCGCAAAAAUGAAGAAGAACUCGCGGAAGAAGCCGUUUCUCUUGAAGCUCGUGUUGCUGAACUUCAGAAUGAAAAGAACGACGCUGUCAAGUCAAUCAAGGCUCAAAUAGUCACAUUCUUGCAACACAGUGACCUAGACAAGGAAAACAUUCCCGUUGGUUUUCAGCAUGUCAUGAAUCGCCUGCGGAAGUUUCUCGACUCCGACACGAGUGAUCUGGAGAACCCUGGUGUGUCUAGUCUGAACGCGUCGAUGGAUCUUUUAUCUGUGUGUGAACCACCUCAGAAGCUGUCAACCCCUUUGAAACCCGUAUCACCCAGCUUUAGCAAAAAGAUGUCGCAGCUUCUCUCAGAACGGGAAGAAUUGAUUCAGAUUACGGAAGCUCUAGAAAAAAUGCUGAAAGCAGAGACGCAAAAGGCUCAAACUCUUGAACAGGGAAAUUCUCGGCUUGUAUCUCGCCUGCAGGCCUUGGAAGAAAGCCAUAAAUUUUUAGAAGAACACAUGAUCAAACUCGAGAAUGACAAGAAAGCAAUGCGGGAUUGCCUCGAUAAAGAACGUAACCAGGUAUCGUCGAAACACUUGCAGUCAUUUCAAGAAAUGUUCACGCAAGCCUCACAGAUGAUCACGAGGGAAGAAAUCACGAUUAACUCGAAGCUAUCGAAACUGGAAGAAGAUUUUUCCGCUUGUGAGCAAAAGACACGCGCCUUUUGUGAGCAAAAAAACCUGACUCUCAGUCUCGAAGAUAAAAUCAAAGCUCUUCAGUCCGACCUGGAAGAAUCAACGCGUCGUGAGCAACUCUGGAAACGAACUUGCGGAGACAUUUUCCUUCAAAGUCAGAAAAUGGCAGAAGAUUUCGAGUCUCGCCUCGCGAAGGAAGAGGAACGUGUAACAAAUUUAACGCAGAACAUUUCUGGAAAGAGUUCAAGCAUCAGGAAACUUGUUCAGGAGCGUUCCUUGGCUCAGGAUACCGCGGAAAGUCUGAAAAGCAGGAAUGAAAAUCUUCUCGCUGACGUCGACAGUCUGAAAUGCAACAACGAAAUUCUUCUUGCUGAUAUCGAAAGUCUCAGAAGAAAUAAUGAAAUGCUUCUCGCUGAUAUGGGAAAUCAAAAAAGUUGCGAUGGCAGGCUUCUUGCUGAUGUGGAAAAUCUUAAAAGCAAGAAUGAAAUUCUUAUUGCUGAAGUUGAAAGUAUGAAAAGCAACAAUGAAAUGCUUCUCGCCGAUGUAGAAAGUCGGAAGAAUGAAAAUCAAAUGCUCCUCGAGGAUAUGAAAAGUCUGAAAAGCAACAACCAAAUGCUUCUAGCCGAUAUAGAAAGUGGGAAGAAUGAAAAUCAAACGCUUUUCGAAGAUAUGGAAAGUCUGAAAAGGAGCAACGAAAUGCUUCUUGCCGAUUUGGAAAGUCGAAAAAAUAACAAUGAAUCGCUACUCGCUGACUUGGAAAGUCGAAAAAAUGAAAAUGAAUUGCUUCUCGCUGACGUGGAAAGUCUAAAAAACAAUAACGAAAUUCUUCUUGAAGAUGUGAAAAGUCUGAAAAGCAACAAUGAAAUGCUUCUUGCUGAUUUGGAAAGUCUAAAAAGCAGCAACCAAAUGCUUCUUGCGGAUGCCGAAAUUCGGACAAAUGACAAUGAAUUACUUCUUGCUGACGUGGAAAAUCUGAAAAGCAGCAACGAAGUGCUUCUCGCGGAUGUAGAAAGUCAAAAGAAUGACAAUCAAAUGCUUCUGGAAGAUUUAAAAAGUCUGCAAAGCAAGAAUGAAGUGCUUCUUGCAGAUGUGGAAAAUCUGAAUAUCAGCAAUGAAAUGCUUCUUGCCACUGUGGAAGCUCGAAAGAAUGACAACGAAGUGCUUCUCGCGAAUGCGGAAAUUCUGAAAAGCAAGAAUGAGAUGCUUAUUGCUGACGUGAAGAGUCUAAAAGAACGUCUGGAGUCCGAGAAAGAACAAAACAUUGUUGUCAAGGAAGCACUGCCGGUUUUCGCUGAUUCUUCGUCCGCCAAGGAAAUCUUGGGAGAGAGCACUUUGAAUUACUCCGAAAGUCACGUCCUUCUUGAAACUCAAACUAAAGAACCUGCUCAGCAGGCAGACGGUAAUGAUGGAUACUUCACACCCGAAGAAGAGGAAGAUGUCAAUUUUGACCAGGUUCUCGAAGAACCAUCGAAAGAUCCCUUACACAUAUCCAAAGCAAGUGCAUUUUUGCUUGGGAACACACUUGCUGCUGGAGAAGUGAGUUUCUUGAGUAUCGCGGAAAGUACAAGAUUCGAGGCUAAAACUGCAACUGAGCGAAUUAACAUGGAGGAAGAGUUGGCGGGGAAGUUGAGGACUGUGAGUGAACAAUUGGAAAAAGCCAUAGAGGAGAAACGAGGGCUUGAAGAUGCUCUGGACGAUGCUGAAGAAAGGUGUGAAUCGUAUUUCAAGGAAAUUCAGACGCUGAGGGUGCAUUUGCUGGCUUCCAACGACGGGGGUCUGGCACCAGUGGAGUCGAAUACAGCGGGUGUCCAGACAUCUGUGCUGGAAACUCCGCUGAAAAAACAGGACGCUUCUUUUAAUCGUCGUAGAAGCUGUAUUGCCGCCUUGAAUGACACCAUCUCUGCGCUUAAUAAAACCGCUGCUGUCGCUGGCAUUCCUGGCGUAUCUGUGCUGGAUUUAGAAGAGAAUCUAGCUUUUACGGAAGUGAUCGCGUCUAUGAAAAACGAGCUGCUGGAACUGCAGAGUCGUUUGGAGAAGGACGUUGAGCUUCGUGAGGAGAUGGAGAUGCUCAGAAACCAACUGGCUGUGAAAACUGUGGAGGUGCAAGCGGUCAUACGGGGAAACCUGGAAGUCACUGUGAAGCCUGACGAGACGACGAAACUUUUUGAGUACGACACUGUGCGGGAAACGGAGUCGGCAGAGGUUGUGUGGAGGAUGCAGGAGGACGUGACUGGCGCGUGGUUUGGAGACCAUGUUAUGGCACGAUUUGCGAGCCAGCUUGCUACCCUCAAGGCCCAUGUCGAGGAUGCCUUCAAUAAACAACGGGAUGCCGAAUUUGAUCGACUUACGAACAUCAUUUCAAAAGAAAAUGCCAAGUUGGAAGCAUCUGCAAAUUCUUACCUCAAGCAAGUGGGUGAAGAAAAAGAGGACUUAGUCAAAGCCCUUGGUGCUGCAGAGGCAAAAAACAGCGCCUUGGUUGCCAAGUUUGAAGAAGAAAGAAGAGAACUCGCCCUGAAAACGAAGACUGAGAUUGAGCAAUUUUUACCGAAAAUUAAGAGCUGCUACGAAACAGAGAUCCGAGAACUCUUGGAGCAAGAAUGGGCCGUAAAGCUUGCAGCGAGCGAGAAGAAAAUAAUUGCUUUACAGCAAGCAAUAGAUUCCUCAAAUAACGAACUUUCGUCAUUACAUUCUAUGGAUCAAACAGCCGUGAAGAACCUUCAGGCCGAACUCGCAUCGCUCCAGGAACACCUAGAGAUCACUAAUAAAUCCCUGAAAGAAGCCGAGGAAAAGUGCUUGCUGUUAACCAAUGAUAAGAGUCAUUACAGAGAAUCUUUAGCUACUGCAGAAUCCAUUCGAACGCAGUUGGAAACCGACUUGUUGUCAGCAAACGAGGCCAGGGAGAAGACUGAAAAUCGACUGGCUGAGAUUGAGCAUUUGCUGAAAAAUGAACGUGACCUGGUUGAGAAACUGCUAGCAAAAUUGGAUCAGUCCGAAGCGAAAAUUUCCACUGCGGAAUGGAGAGAAUCUGAGAUCAAACAGCAAUACAAAACUCUCAAGGAUGAGAUCCUCGCCGAGCGAGAGCAGAAUGAGGUGGCCUGUAAAGAAAUGCAAAUACAUUUCGCGGAAAAAUCUGCCGAGCUGGAAAGUCUUCGCCAAGAAGCUGAGGCGCGGAAAGCGGAACUCCUCGUACGUCGGGAGGAAGAUCAAGAAGCCUGUGCUGUCAUGUUGAGCCAGACCGUGGCUGCAAGAACCGAAGAAGUCAGUCGUCUCACCGAACUUCUUAUAAAACAAAAGAAAGAAUCCACCGACGAAAUCGCUGCCCUUGAGACGAAAAACGCUCAUCUCAAAGAACGAUGCGCUUCUUUGGAAACCCAGGGUGUGGAGCUCGACGAGAUACAAAAGAGACUUGAACUGUCUCUGAUUCAACUUCAACACAAAAUUGAGGAAUUGACUGACAGCAAUGUGCAGUACAAAACUUCUUUGGCUGCUUCGGAAACGAAAUUCGAGGCCCUGAAGACGGAUCUCUUCCAUCUUCGCCAAGAAGCUGAGGCGCGGAAAGCGGAACUCCUCGUACGUCGGGAGGAAGAUCAAGAAGCCUGUGCUGUCAUGUUGAGCCAGACCGUGGCUGCAAGAACCGAAGAAGUCAGUCGUCUCACCGAACUUCUUAUAAAACAAAAGAAAGAAUCCACCGACGAAAUCGCUGCCCUUGAGACGAAAAACGCUCAUCUCAAAGAACGAUGCGCUUCUUUGGAAACCCAGGGUGUGGAGCUCGACGAGAUACAAAAGAGACUUGAACUGUCUCUGAUUCAACUUCAACACAAAAUUGAGGAAUUGACUGACAGCAAUGUGCAGUACAAAACUUCUUUGGCUGCUUCGGAAACGAAAUUCGAGGCCCUGAAGACGGAUCUCUUCCAGUUGGAACUUCGUCUCGCCGAGUCAACCCGUUUGGCACAGGAAAUCCAGUUGAAUCUGGACGAAGAAGUCACGCGGAACCAAGAUCUUCAGGCUCUCCUUUCUUCCAGAGAAGACCAGAUGGCAUCGCUUGAGCUGAAAGUGGAAGCAGCCUGCUCGGAAGAAGUCAACCUGCGACAGCAGCUUGAAGAAAAGACCGAAGAAAUCAGCAUUAUGAAAAAUCUUGUGGAGUCGACGUUCAGGGCGCGAGGGGAAUUGGACGAAGAACUGAGCCAAUUACAAGCUAUUUAUUCCGAUCUUCAAGCGCGUUUUGAAGCUCGUGAAGAAAUGCUUGCGUUGAAAGAACAAGAAACUGCUGAACUCAAAAAUCAAAUUAUGGAACUACAGCAAAAUAUUGACAAAUUGGUUGAAGAUUUGCGCAAGUCUGAGAGUUUGAAAGAAGAAGCCAUGUCCAAGGAAGCUGCUGUGUUGAAGGCGUCCGUCAAAGAUAUCAUGGCAUUAAAAGAAGAAAAGCGACUUCUUGUCGGUUCCUUGGAAGAAAAGAUUGAAAUUGCGGAGAAGGCGACGGAACUUGCUAAGAGAUUUGAGCAGGAGCGUGAAAGUCUCAUCGUGGAGCUCAGGCAGAAAGAGCAACGCGUGAAAGAAUUGGACGCCGAAUGCGACGAGUUGGACAAUGAUUUGCAAAAGGCAAAUGAAGUCAGAAAAGUAUUGGCCAUAUCCGAAACUGCUUUACAAAAAACUGUAAAGGAGUUUGAACUUGAUAAGAAAGCUCUGGAAAACACUGUCGUGGAUCUAAAGGCUGAGAUUGCGCGGCUGGAAGCAAGAGUGAAAGAGUUGGAUGAAGAGUGCGACCGUAUCGACAACGAUUUGCAAGCUGCGAAUGAAGACCGAAAGCAGAAAGCGUUGGAGCUAGCUGGGCUCAAGUGUCAUGCUGAAGAAAGAUUGAAAGAGCCAGAACGAUUGAAAGACCUGGAACAGAAGCUUGAAAAUUUUCGGGCUGAAAAUCGGUCGCUUUAUCGCAAGAUCUCCACCUUACAGGCUGCCAACGAACGUCAGGGCAUUUCGGCUGGUGGUGGCCGAGCUGAAUGGAAGGCAUUACAGGACGAGAAUGAGCGACUUCGAAUGGAGCUUGUGAAAAAGAACCGAAACCUGAGAUCUGCGGAGACUGAACUUGAAAAUGUCCGUGCAGGUCGGGUCAGCGGUGUCACGAGUAGUGCUGCCUGGUCAGUUUUCCUGAGGCUUUCACCUUCCGACGCCACGUCCGACUUGACGUGGUCAGUCUGCGACAUCCUUUAUGUUCUCUGA
This is a messenger RNA of Notodromas monacha, 7506 nucleotides long. The record is from the annotation of a GenBank genome assembly. NCBI's taxonomy places the organism in Eukaryota, Metazoa, Arthropoda, Ostracoda, Podocopida, Cyprididae.